CCCACGACUUACUAGUAAGCUCGUGUGUUGCCCUGAAAGCCAGAACGAUUCCGCGAAGUUCAUCGAAACGAUGCAACACAUGCGGAGCGCAGUCAGAUUUUACAUAGCCGUUUUACGAUACUGUUGGUGGGAACAAUUCUGGUCAUGUGCGGCGACACUCUUCUACUAUUCAACAUUGAUGAUCCGAAUCCCUCUGUUUGGGGGCCUGAUGGGUGGGCACAGUACGUGCUCUUUCAACCAGGCCUUGCUGCUCCUGUCUGCAUCUUGUAUUUCCGAGUGUCUCAUCUGUAGCAUGCAAUCUUACUUUUUGAUUAGAACCCAGGUGAAGGCGCAACUCUUACUUCAAACAGCAGUGUUCAAAAAGGUGACCUGCCUAUCUGCAGCGGCGAUUGCUGAUUACCCUUGUGGCAACGUCUGCUCACUUCUGGCGGCUGAUGCCUGGAUUAUAUCCAUGUCUACGACCUACCUAGCAGGCGCCUUUAUGGGCAUGGUGUGCGUAACAAUCACACUGGGUAUGCUAGCUCAAGAAAUGGGAUACGCGCCGGCAUGUGCCUGUCUUGCAUGGUGGGCUCUCGUUGCAAUGGCAGCAUUCUCUGUUCGUCCUCUACUUGACAGGUGCUACGCAACGUUUUACAAUCAUCGUGAUGCAAGAUUCAGGAAAUUGAGCGACUUCCUGUCCUCCGUGCGAUUGAUCAAGAUGUCCGCACUGGAAAACGUGUUUCAGUCCAAACUUCUUCAAUUGAGAUCCAAAGAAGUCAACAAAGCAUUCUACAUCAACGUUUUGGAGAGCCUCAUUGACACCAUCUUCAGUAUAUCCAGCUCUGUGAUGGUAUUGCUUGUGUUCGUGGCAGUUACGUUACGACACGAUGACAGGGCUAUCGACGCCGCCACAAUGUUUUCGUGCGUGUACCUUCUCACGCUAACGGACACCUUCACCGGUACGACACCGCAUGUUGUAAGACUGAAGAGCCCGGCAUUUCGCAGCUGUCGUAGGCUAAUGUCUUAUUUAGCUGAAGAAGAGCACACUGCUAACAGCGCCGAGUCCCAGGACUGCACACAUGCUUCAAAUGGUGAAGUCAUCAUGAAAAAUUGUUCCUUUGCUUGGGCUAAAAGAUCUUGCGACGUGCAAGCGCCCACUCUGCAAGGCAUCAACCUACACAUAAGGAGUGGUUCUCUUGUCGGCGUCGUUGGUGCUGUAGGCAGUGGAAAGACUUCUCUUCUGUCAGCCAUUGCCGGGGAUAUGAGCUGCUUGGGAGGCAUCCGAGCUACAAAGGGAUCCAUAGCAAUCGUGCCGCAGACGCCUCAAGUACUAAACAUUUCCAUAAGAGACAACAUUACCUUUGGAAGAAAGUAUGACUAUAUGCUUUACAGAAAAGUAUUACGGGCGUGUCAGUUGCUUCCGGAUUUACAGAGAUUACCGGCCGGCGAUCUUACCAAAGCAGGAGACAAGGGUGAAAUGCUGAGCGGUGGGCAGAAGCAACGCGUGUGCAUCGCACGUGCAUUGUACAGCAGGAGUGACAUCAAUCUUUUGGAUGACCUCACGAGUUCCCAAGAUCCACAAGUAAAGCAAAAGAUUCUUGAGGAGAUCUUUGGACAAGAUGGACUUCUUUCUGGCAAGACGUGCGUCUUUGUGACACAAAUUGCGCGACUUCCAUUUUCUGUGCAUCAAUGGCUGCUGAUGAACAACAGGAGUGCCGUGCUCAUCAGCGAUGUCGAGAAUGUGACGGGGCAGAAUGCCGUUCCGUUAGAUUACUUGGAAGACACAACCCGUCCCGCUCUGCAGUGGAAAAAAGAAGAUUCAAGGUCAUGCCAGCCCACGACUACACGAAAUGCAGGGAUAUUUGCGAAAGAAGAAGCGUCAUCUCAUAGAGGCUUUCUGGAUGUCUGCGUGGCGUACUUCAAGUACUCUGGGAUAUGCGCAGUGUUCGCCUUGAUUUGCUUCGCGGCGAGUGGAGUGUUGGUCGCCUGCCAACUCUUCUGCAUCAAGGAAUGGGUAACGCUUAAUAUAAGCAAAAACGUCGACAACCGCAUCUCUAGCCGAAUUAUUCUCCACAGGCUCGCAGCGUUCUGCCUUGGAGAUGUACUGUGCAAGCUUGCCGCCGGUAUGCUGUUUGCACGAGCAACAUGGCAACGGUCCACACGUCUUCACAUUGACAUGCUGGAAAGGGUAGUAAGGAGUCCUCUUUCUUUUUUUGACGCGACACCUCGUGGGAGAACUCUGAACCGUUUCACAGUGGACCUGGAAACUAACGAUAUCCGCACCUUCGUGGCUUACAAGCAGCUAUUCCAAAAUCUCUUCUGCAUCCUGGGAAGACAGGGCGUUAUUGGAUUCCAGGCACCCGUCGUCUUUGGCCUUGCUUGUGUGACUGAGAUUUUCCUGCUGUUUGCGAUGUAUUACUGCUUACACGCCGCAGUUGUGGGACGUUUUUACGAGAGCACGAGGUUGUCCCGAGUCCUGCAGCACCUGACCGAAACGCUGGAAAGCUUGGGAUCAAUACGCGUUUUUGGUGUGGUCGAAAACUUCUGCGCCGUCUUUAGGCGUCUUAUGAACGAAUACCUACGAGGAUUUCAUUUGUUCAUCCUUUGCUACGCAUUCACCCGCCUCGUGGUUACGCUCUGCGCCCAGAUGGUCGUAAUUGCCACCGCAGUCAUUGUUGUUGUCCCAGCACAGGGUGACGCUACAUCCGCAGCCACCGUGGGUCUCUCUCUGCUGUCGUCAUUGACGGUACCUUUCGCUAUGACAGGAGUUUUUUUGGUCAUAUUUUGGAUGACCCAGGGUGAUGUAGCCUUCAAACGUGCACUCGAAUACACGGAGCUACCAGAAGAGCAAGCACUCGCAUCUGAAGACACUUGUUUCAGUGGGAACAAAUAUUUCGGCUGUCCUGGAGUCUUCAUCAAGCUGAAUUUUGAGCAUUGGCCUUGUCAUGGUGCAGUGCGAUUUCAUCACUACAGCGCUUCGUACAGACCGGGUAUAAUCGAAGAUGCUAUAAAGGGUAUUUCAUUCAGCGUCCAGCCCAGAGAGAAGGUAGCCAUCGUGGGCAGAACUGGUGCAGGGAAAUCCUCCAUUAUAUUGGCGUUGCUGCGUAUGAUUCCGUGCACAUCAGGUUCUAUCACCAUUGAUGGAAUUGACAUUUCUCGCGUACCACUGAAGACACUUCGCUCUGCAAUCAGCGUCAUUCACCAAGACCCAUCGCUGUGGUCGGGAACGCUGCGUGAAAAUUUGGAUCCCGAAGGCUGCAGCUCAGAUGGAGAGAUCUGGAGAGUUCUUGGAAGCGUCUACUUGAGUACAUUUGUUGAAAAUAGCGUCGGUGGUCUUUCUUUGCUCAUAGGAGAAAAGGGUGGAAACUUGAGCGCCGGCCAACGUCAACUGGUGUCGCUAGCUCGCGCGCUCCUGAGAGGGACCAGGAUUCUUGUUCUUGAUGAAGCCACGUCACAAAUGGACCCGGAGACGGAUCGCAGAGUACAGGCAACAUUGCGAGAAAGCUUUGCCCAUUGCGCCGUUAUUACAGUGGCGCAUCGCAUUGAUACCAUCCUGGAUUACGACAGGGUAGUCGUGAUGAGCGAAGGCAGAGUUUUGGAAUAUGGAUCUGUUCCGCACCUCCUCGCUGACCAAAGUUCUACCUUUCGUGGCAUGGUGAAAAGUUCCGGUAUAGAUCCGGAUUUAAAACUGCAGGCGUCAGAGAUGAAAUAAAU
Molecule: messenger RNA, 3693 nt
Organism: Dermacentor silvarum
Lineage: Eukaryota; Metazoa; Arthropoda; Arachnida; Ixodida; Ixodidae
Product: ATP-binding cassette sub-family C member 2-like
Exons: 21
Coding region: 71-3691 (1206 amino acids)
Biological process (GO): transmembrane transport
Cellular component (GO): membrane
Molecular function (GO): ATP hydrolysis activity; ATP binding; ABC-type transporter activity
Source: RefSeq, a predicted model, not a curated record